Molecule: messenger RNA, 1651 nt
Organism: Chilo suppressalis (striped riceborer)
Lineage: Eukaryota; Metazoa; Arthropoda; Insecta; Lepidoptera; Crambidae
Source: the annotation of a GenBank genome assembly
AUUUAACAAAAAAAAAACAAAUCUCGAAGGAUUCGAAGAAAUUUUCUGGAGCCCUCACGAAGGAAUCUGCACAAAACAAAAAGCCUUAUAAAAAGUACCAAUUGUAAAUAGAUUUUAAUUGAAAUUACAUUUAUUGUUUUUUAGUCGAAAUACAUGCAGUAUAAAUCCAUAAAUAAUGGAGACUAAAGCCCCGAUCGUUAAAAAUAUAGUUAACGCUGGAAAAAAGUAUAUUCCGAUAGCUGAUGGAAGCAAGGUACACUUUCAUUUCCAAACUUGGAAAUUAGGAAAGGAAAGGAUCCUUAUUGAUGAUAGCAAAGUAAUUGGAAAAAAAGAACCAAUGGUGUUGGUUAUUGGUAAAAAAUUUAAACUAGAAGUUUGGGAGACUAUUGUAAAAAUGAUGGUUGUGGGUGAAGUUGCUAGCUUCCGAGUACAAAAAGAGUUGGUAUACAGUUAUCCAUUUGUUGCUAAAACACUAAGAGAACUCGGAAAAGAUGCUUGCACCAUUAAACACUCAUGCACUAUGACAUUGCACACUGAAGGCAUCGGCUAUCCAGAUCUGGACGACCUUAUAAACAAUCCUUGUGAUUUGGAAUUUAUAAUAGAAUUGUUGAAAGUGGAAACUGCAGAUGAAUAUGAAAAAGAAUUAUGGCAGUUAAAUGUCCAAGAACGGUUGGAUCUAGUUCCGAUUCUCAAAGAGAAAGGCAACCAAUUUUACAGAGAAAGAAAAAUAGUUGAAGCCGAGGAAGCCUACAGCCAAGCUCUUGCAAUAUGUGAGCAGCUGAUGAUUAGGGAAAGAAAAUCUGAUGAAGAAUGGAUAAAUUUGAAUAACAUAAAACUUCCAAUUCUCCUGAAUUACGUACAAUGCAAGCUUUUAAAUGGAGAUUACUAUGCUGUUAUAGAACAUUGCAAUACCAUAUUGGAAUAUGAUAAUGAUAAUGAAAAAGCAUUAUACCGAAGAGCAAAGGCACAUGUGGGUGCCUGGAAUCCGGACAAGGCAGAAGAUGAUUUCAAAAGACUAAAAGAAUUGAAUACCUCUAAUACGAGGAUGGUGAAAAAUGAAUUAGAAACUUUGAGAAGGCUUCGACUGGAGAAAGAGGAGGUUGACAGAGGAGCACUACAAAAAAUGUUUCUGAAAGAAAAUAACACAGUGCAAGAACCUGAAAACCUCAAUUAAUAUACCAAUGCUUCAAAUAUGUUGUAUUACAUAUCUUUUAUUAUGUCUGCUAUAGUAGACAUUAUUCUACCAAUAUUUAUUAAAAAUAUAAAAAUACUAACAUAGGUUUAUUCAUAUUGUUUACAUGGCUCUUUUACAUUUUUAUGCCACAGUACUGAAUUCUGUUAAUUUUAUAAACUUUUCAAUAUUUAUGAAGAUUGUUAUUUUUAAAGUAACAGAAGUGGAUUCUAGUAAUAUAAUAAAAGUACAAAAUUAACUAUAAGAGAAAUAUUGUGUUCUUUACUUUUCCUUUGACAACCCCAUGCUUUAAGUAAGGUGUGACCGAAAUUAUAAUUAAAUGGAUUUAAAUAAUCAUAAUAAUAAAUCUUUAUUCAAUAUCAAUUAUUACAACUUAAAUCUAAAAAAUACAAAGAGGAGGAAAAAACUACACAGCCUGCACUACGAUUGUCCUGUGUUUCAGGCAAAAAGAUCAUAAAU